AUGAACAAACCUCAGCUACAACUCAUGAAGAAGAAAAAAGUUUUUUUUAAAAGCCCUGUUGAAACUGUUGUCAACUGUAUCUCCCAUAUCUCUCAGGUGUGGAUGUUGCAGGAGGGCCAGGUGGAGCUGCUGGCUUCUUUCUACAAACACAGCACUUCAAGAGCCAAAGGAGCUCUUCAGAAAGCUCACCAGAAAUUAACAAUCCAGGAAAAGGAGUUGGAAACAAUACGGAAGGAGAACAGGGAACUGAAGAAAAAGUAUCUCAGCUUGAAGGGCUCCUCCCUCCACUUCUCACACCCUCAGGAUAAAUGCCUUCAGUCUACAGCCCUCUAUGGUGAGGCAAAAUCAGAGGGCUAA
This is a messenger RNA of Rhineura floridana, 357 nucleotides long. It is a transcript of the gene RNF212B, whose product is annotated as ring finger protein 212B. The transcript is spliced from 5 exons. The coding region runs from base 1 to 357 and encodes 118 amino acids. The record is from RefSeq and is a predicted model, not a curated record. NCBI's taxonomy places the organism in Eukaryota, Metazoa, Chordata, Lepidosauria, Squamata, Rhineuridae.